AUGAAAACCUCUGGAUUCAUUAAGGCUAUAGCACUCUCAGAAGUGACUGCGUUGAGGCUGGCAGAACUUAGGGGGGCGACGAGCCGGAAAGAUGAUGCGGCCGAAGUGGAUAACAAUUGCAAUGAGGACGGCUCAAUGACGCGUAAGGAUCCUCAUUCUGAGCAACGCAAUGUCUUGCUUUCCUUUUUGAUUCCCCAGAAUUUGCCACCUGUUCGUCCCGAUUCAGAAAUACUUAAACGCAAGAAGAAGAUCCAUGGAAGAUACUCCUCCCUUGUGAUGCCUCAACAAGGAGAAGAGAAGCGGAGGGCCUUCGUCACCUUCCUCGCCGGCGAUGGUGAUUACAUCAAAGGGGUGAUCGGCCUCUCCAAGAGCCUCCGCCUCGUCGACUCGAGAUACAAGCUCAUCGUCAGUGUUCUUCCGGAUGUUCCGCGCCGCCACACCGAUCUCCUCCUCUCCCACGGCUGCAAUGUGCGAUCCAUCCAGCCGGUUCUUCCGCCCCCGGGAGUUUGCGCCUUCGCGUGGCCCCGCUAUGCCAUCAAUUACUCCAAGCUCCGGAUGUGGGAGUUCGAGGACUACGAUCAGCUCUUGUAUCUCGACGCGGACAUGAUGGUGUUUGAGAACAUCGACGAGCUCUUCGAUCUGUCGCCCCCCGGAUCCCUGACCGCCGUCAAGGACUGCUUCUGCGACUGGAGCCACACUCCCCAGUUCACGCUCGGCUACUGCCAACAGUGCCCCGGCCGAGUCCCCUGGAACUUCGCCCUCGGCGAGCCCCCGAAGCCUUACUUCAAUGCCGGGAUGUUCGUCUUCGAGCCGAGCAGCAAGACCUUCGGCAGGAUGGUGCAAGCCCUGGCCGAGAAUCAUCCCACACCAUUCGCAGAACAGGAUUUCCUCAACUUGUUCUUCCAGGACGCCUUCCGGCCGGUUCCAAACGCCUAUAACUUGGAGAUGGCGAUGCUGUGGAGGCACCCCGAGAACGUCAACCUGGACAAGACCAAAGUCAUCCACUAUUGCGCUGCUGGAUCCAAGCCUUGGGCUUACACCGGAGAAGGCGCAAACAUGGAUCGAGAGGACGUGAAAGAGCUCGUGCGCAAAUGGUGGGGCGUGUAUAAUACACCACUGUCGCUCGUGGAUGGCUGUGGCCCCAAGGAUCAUCCAGCGUCUGUGAAAGUUCUCGGGUAAAGGUGGCAU
Selaginella moellendorffii is the source of this 1188-nucleotide messenger RNA. Its product is annotated as galactinol synthase 1. Gene Ontology annotation, molecular function: glycosyltransferase activity. Bases 1 to 1179 code for a protein of 392 amino acids. Lineage: Eukaryota; Viridiplantae; Streptophyta; Lycopodiopsida; Selaginellales; Selaginellaceae. The transcript is spliced from 6 exons. The record is from RefSeq and is a predicted model, not a curated record.